This is a messenger RNA of Mytilus trossulus (common blue mussel), 756 nucleotides long. RefSeq lists its product as uncharacterized. The transcript is spliced from 2 exons. Gene Ontology annotation, molecular function: nucleic acid binding. The record is from RefSeq and is a predicted model, not a curated record. The coding region runs from base 1 to 756 and encodes 251 amino acids. NCBI's taxonomy places the organism in Eukaryota, Metazoa, Mollusca, Bivalvia, Mytilida, Mytilidae. Gene Ontology annotation, biological process: DNA integration.
AUGACUUCUACAGAAGAGGACAAAUUGAUUGAAGACGUCUACUAUAAUUUACAGAAUGGAGCAGCAUAUGCAGGUCCGCAGAAGAUUUACGAGGUUUUGAAGAAAAAGAAAAAGAAUCCACCGGGACUUUAUAAAAUAAGAAAAUGGUUACAAAGCAAAGAUGACUAUACGCUUCAAAAACCCAUUCGAAGACGAUUUAAGACUCCCAGAAUAGUUGUGACAGAACCAUUGGAAAUGUUUGACGCCGACCUUGCAACUUUAAGUUCAAUUUCUUCCUUUAACGACAACUUUCAACACUUGUUAAUCGUUAUUGAUUGUUUUAGUCGUUAUCUAUGGGUGGAAGCAUUGCAAACUAAAACAGGGAAUGAAGUGUUAAAAGCGUUUCAAAAAAUAUUUGAACGAAGCAACUUCCCGAAGAAGUUAAGGACAGAUUCGGGCGGUGAAUUUUCCUUUACAGGUCUAAAGCGGUUUUUGAAGAGCAAGAAUGUCUACCAUCAUUUUGCUUUAAACUCUACAAUUAAGGCCAGUCUCGCUGAACGUGUGAUAUUGACGCUGAAAAGAAAUAUUUUUCGAUUUCUAACGAAAGAAAGAACUAAUCGUUAUAUAGACAAAUUACAGGAUUUUGUUGCCAGCUAUAAUAACACUCCUCAUUCUUCCCUGGGAAAUAUUGCUCCCUCAAAUAUUGAUGAUGAAAAAGAUCAAAAGGGGUGGUUGGAGAACAAAAAAGACAGAGAGCUCCGAAGAAGAAUCAGAUGA